AUGGAUGCUAGACCACCAGCACCCUCAGUGGCAUCUCUUGUAGACUGGCAUGACGAGCCAGCGGAUGAGGAAUUAGAGAGUUAUGCUGAGCCACCACCAGACUCAGUGGAAAGUACUGCACAAUGGCCUGAUGAGCCCUAUAACGAGAAGUUGGAAAGAGAAUCUGAGCCGCCACCAGACUCAGUAGAAAGUACUGCACAAUGGCCUGAUGAGCCCUAUAACGAGAAGUUGGAAAGAGAAUCUGAGCCGCCACCAGACUCAGUAGAAAGUACUGCACAAUGGCCUGAUGAGCCCUAUAACGAGAAGUUGGAAAGAGAUUCUGAGCCGCCACCAGACUCAGUAGAAAUUACUGCACAAUGGCCUGAUGAGCCCUAUAACGAGAAGUUGGAAAGAGAUUUUGAGCCGCCACCAGACUCAGUAGAAAGUACUGCACAAUGGCCUGAUGAGCCCUAUAACGAGAAGUUGGAAAGAGAUUCUGAGCCGCCACCAGACUCAGUAGAAAGUACUGCACAAUGGCCUGAUGAGCCCUAUAACGAAAAGUUAGAAAGAGAUUCUGAGCCGCCACCAGAUUCAGUAGAAAGUACUGCACAAUGGCCUGAUGAGCCCUAUAACGAGAAGUUAGAAAGAGAUUCUGAGCCGCCACCAGUCUCAGUAGAAAGUACUGCACAAUGGCCUGAUGAGCCCUAUAACGAGAAGUUAGAAAGAGAUUCUGAGCCGCCACCAGUCUCAGUAGAAAGUACUGCACAAUGGCCUGAUGAGCCCUAUAACGAGAAGUUAGAAAGAGAUUCUGAGCCGCCACCAGUCUCAGUAGAAAGUACUGCACAAUGGCCUGAUGAGCCCUAUAACGAGAAGUUAGAAAGAGAUUCUGAGCCGCCACCAGUCUCAGUAGAAAGUACUGCACAAUGGCCUGAUGAGCCCUAUAACGAGAAGUUGGAAAGAGAAUCUGAGCCACUACCAGACUCAGUAGAAAGUACUGCACAAUGGCCUGAUGAGCCCUCUAAUGAGAAGUUGGAUAUACAUGAUGAGCCCCCCAAUAAGGAAUGUUUGGCAACCACCUCUAUGUUUGCAGAAUAUUGUCGUUUGAGAGCAUCUCUUAGUGUUGGCCUUAUGAAACCUACGCCCUUAAAAACAGGACCAUUUCCGAUCAAAACAGCCUUUAUUGUUACAGGCCCACCGAAGAAGAGGGCCUUUACUGAACGGAAGGUGUGUCCUAUUAAGGCAGCCUUCAUAGUCACAGGCCCUCCUAAGAUAAGAGCAUUUACUCCAAAGUAG
This is a messenger RNA of Schistocerca gregaria, 1272 nucleotides long. RefSeq lists its product as uncharacterized. The transcript has a single exon. The record is from RefSeq and is a predicted model, not a curated record. Lineage: Eukaryota; Metazoa; Arthropoda; Insecta; Orthoptera; Acrididae. Bases 1 to 1272 code for a protein of 423 amino acids.